GCGUGCGCAACAUGCGUAGCGCUGGCCUAUGAACCUAGCCGGGUGUAUGAUGGGACUACUCACAUAAACAUUUAAGUCCUCUACUCCACCAGUCAGCAUGGCGGCGGCAGUAGUAGCAGCUGUAACUACUUCGGUCUCGCCGACAGACGCAGAAGCGGAGCGCAGCGGGACGGAGGAUGAGCUCAGAGAUGUGGUGGCCGAGGAACUGGCGGCUGCGGCGGUGGCGGUAGCAGCAGCAGCAGCGGGACCGCCAAACCGGCUGGUGAAGUUGCCGUUGGCGCGUAUUAAGGCCCUUAUGAAGGCUGAUCCUGAUGUUGCUCUGGCGAGCCAGGAAUCCGUGUUUGUCAUCGCCAAAGCCACCGAGCUGUUUGUUGAAACAAUAGCCAAAGAUGCCUUUGUUUAUGCACAGCAAGGAAAAAGAAAAACGCUGCAAAGAAAAGAUCUAGACAGUGCAAUAGAAGCAAUCGAUGAGUUUGCCUUUCUUGAAGGGACUUUGGAUUGAGUUAAGAUAUUUGCCAGGACAUCAUCAUACUUUUGUAAGGUCUAUGCUCUGGAGUUGUAUUUCAUUUUUGUAAAAUAUUUGUACAGCUGUGCAUAGUUUUCCUUGUAAAUAUACAUUUAUACAUUUUUUUUUUUGAGUGUAUUAAUUGGUUUUAUCGGACAGCUUUCAAUGUGAUAUGGCACAGCUCUUUCUCAUUUGGUUUUAUAAACACUGAGCUGAUACUAUCUAUAUCUCUUGGGCCCACAAUGUGGAGUAAAGACUACCCCUUUACCAUAAAGCAGAAAGUGUGUAAAGUGUUAAAAAAUGCAGAUCAUCUAUUUUUCCCAGUGUGAUGAUGGGGUCAUACAGUGCAUGAGGAUAAUAUGGCUUUUUUUAGCUCGUUUCAGGUCAAAAUGCCACUGAUUUAUUUUGUGGUAAUAGUGAGCAAGUAGAAGUCCAACUUGGGUGCCUCUAAGAGGUUUAGCAUUGAAUAAGAUGGACGUCUGCCAAGAACUUUUGGCUGCUGGCAGAGUGUGAUGCUGUGUUACUGUUAUGUAGGGGGAAACUUGUAAAUAUGAUUUGUCAUUAAUGACAUUUAAAUUCUAAACGUUCAACUAACUGCGUUAACAUUAUAACCGAUUCGUACAAACAAACUGUUCUUUAAAUCUUAUUAAAAUAAUCUGUUGCUUUUCUUACAA
Molecule: messenger RNA, 1179 nt
Organism: Polypterus senegalus (gray bichir)
Lineage: Eukaryota; Metazoa; Chordata; Cladistia; Polypteriformes; Polypteridae
Gene: pole4
Product: polymerase (DNA-directed), epsilon 4, accessory subunit
Exons: 4
Coding region: 98-502 (134 amino acids)
Cellular component (GO): nucleus; epsilon DNA polymerase complex
Molecular function (GO): protein heterodimerization activity
Source: RefSeq, a predicted model, not a curated record